Molecule: messenger RNA, 555 nt
Organism: Fraxinus pennsylvanica
Lineage: Eukaryota; Viridiplantae; Streptophyta; Magnoliopsida; Lamiales; Oleaceae
Source: the annotation of a GenBank genome assembly
AUGGCUAUCAAGCCCACAGUAGAAUCAAAAGUGUAUACCAAAGAGGGAUACAGAACCCAUCAAAUUCAAGCACAAUCCAUGGCGGACGAAUUCACAGAAGAAGAAUCAUAUUCCUCCAUGUUACUCAUAAAGCUUAUGAGCAAAAGAAGAACAUGGGUUUGCCUAUUUGCAGCAGUUUACUCAAUUUUACUAUAUCUUUCUUGGAAUUUUUUAAAAUCUGUACUUUCUUGGUAUGAAUCGACCAUGGUAAGGUCAAGUGCAUCUGGGUGGACAGUUUUGAGUGUAUCGGUGGUUUUGGGGGUGGCGUUUGGGGUUCUGUCGGUGGUGGCCGCCUUGGCUGUGGCGGUGCCGGCGACUCUAGUGACGUGGAUUACUGUGCUUGUGCUUUUGACUUUUUGUAGGAAACCCAGAAGGGAUUUGGUGGUGGAGGGCAAGAAAUUGACGGGUGAGAUUAUUGGGUUUGUGGUUAAGGUUUUGAUUAAGGAAGGGAAUGUUGUGGCUGUAAUUUGUGCUGUUCUUGGCUACUUUGUACUCGUUAGGAGUAGUAGUAAGUAG